This is a messenger RNA of Paraglomus brasilianum, 939 nucleotides long. The record is from the annotation of a GenBank genome assembly. Lineage: Eukaryota; Fungi; Glomeromycota; Glomeromycetes; Paraglomerales; Paraglomeraceae.
AUGGACGAUUACCGUCGUUACCGUCAAAAGCCUUCGCAAGAUCCCAACGCUGCUCGCAACGAACUCUUUGGUGGACCUCAACCAAACUAUCCGCCACCAACUCAAUAUCAACCCCCCCCUCAAUACGGAGGUGCUCCAGGAUAUGGACAGAAUCCUUCUUAUGGAGGCUAUCCUCCAGCAGGUGGAUACUCUCCGUAUGGCCAGCAGCAGUAUGGUCAGCAGUAUGGUCAGCAGUAUGGCCAGCAGUAUGGCCAGCAGCGUACCGAGGAAGAGGAAGUUGACGAGAUAAAGACCCAGAUUCGACAGACGAAAUUAGAAUCACUGCAAUCUACUCAAAACUCUUUACAGGCAAUCCAGAGAGCGGAACAGUCUGCUCAAACCACGCUGAAUAAGCUUGGAGAACAAACACAGCGUAUCAACUACACUGAAAAACAGCUUGAACUGGCAGCUGCUCAAGCCGAGGUAGCUCAAGCGAAAGCGUCCAAGUUAAAAAAGGUCAAUGGCUCAAUGUUUGGAUUUGACAUAGGCCUUCCGUUCACCAAAAACCGUGAAAAAGCUGAAAUGAAAAAGGUGGCUGCUCUUCAGUCGCAGCAACAUGCCAAUAAGGAACAAAGACAGCAGGGUAAUUGGGAAUCCCAACAAAGGGUUCAUGAGGCUAUGCAAACAGCCACAAAGAACACCAAAUAUCAACCUGGAAGAAAUUCGGAUCGAUCCAGAUUCCAAUUCGAAGGCGAUGAAGAAGAUGAACAGAUCGAGAAUAGAUUGGAUUCGAAUUUAGAUCAAAUAUCAAGUGGCCUGACGAGAUUGCAAGCUAUGGCUAUUGCAUCUGGUCAAGAAGUGCAGCGACAAACUGGUACCUUGGAUAGGAUAUCAAGUCAAGCUGGUAAUGUUGAGGGCAGGAUUUCGCAUAGCACACAAAUACUAAAGAAUAUCAAGUGA